This is a messenger RNA of Ipomoea nil (Japanese morning glory), 1117 nucleotides long. Its product is annotated as ethylene-responsive transcription factor ERF109-like. The record is from RefSeq and is a predicted model, not a curated record. Gene Ontology annotation, molecular function: DNA-binding transcription factor activity; DNA binding. Gene Ontology annotation, biological process: ethylene-activated signaling pathway; regulation of DNA-templated transcription. Lineage: Eukaryota; Viridiplantae; Streptophyta; Magnoliopsida; Solanales; Convolvulaceae. Bases 84 to 887 code for a protein of 267 amino acids. The transcript has a single exon.
UGACCUCUCUUUGCCAUUUUCACAAAUCAUAUCUCUCUCCAAAGAUCAAAGUUUCUAUUUCAGGCGAAUCUUUGUAUUUCAACAUGCAGUGGUCAACCCAGAUUCUCCAACCGGAACCAUUCUCCACCGCCGCCACCAACCGCCCAUCACCGCAUCCGCCGCUCACCGCCGCCCAGCAAGAGUUCUCCAUCAUGGUCUCCGCUCUGCAGAAUGUCAUCAACGGCGGAGAUGCCGCAGCCGCCGCCACGUCAACCAGCACGCACCAGACUUCUUGCGAAGGAUUUGCAGAGCCGCCGCCGCCGCCGCUGCUAGGGCAGAAGUGUCAGUUCUGCAAAUACGAGGGGUGUUUGGGGUGCAACUUCUUUGCGGCGGCGCCGGAAGACGCCCGUCAAAUGGCGAAGAAGAAGAAAAGCAACGCCGUGGUGAUGAAGAGGAAGAAGAAGAAUUACAGGGGAGUGAGGCAGAGGCCGUGGGGUAAAUGGGCGGCGGAGAUUCGAGACCCGAGGAAGGCGGUGCGAGUUUGGCUGGGAACCUUUAAGACGGCGGAGGAGGCGGCGAGGGCUUACGACAGAGCCGCCAUUGAGUUCAGAGGUCCCAGAGCCAAGCUCAAUUUCUCAUUUGCCGAUUACACCAAUACUACUACUUCUACUACCAUGGCAGUGACGACUUCAAGUACACGUCAGCAAGACGUUACAAAUCCUUCUUCAUCAUCCACUAUCUCCCAACAGCCGCCGCAAGUAGUACAAGAAAACAGUGAAAAUGGGACAAAUUGGUCGGUGCCGGCGAAAAUGGAAGUAGGUAACGGAGACCAGGAGUUUCAAGAAUGGAUGAAGAUGUUGAUGGAUUUCAAUGACGUCUCUUCCGAUUACAUUCUUCAACUACCGUAAACUUAAACUUAGCCUAGCUAGCCACUUGUUUUUGAAUCCAUGUUCACUUGAUAAUUACAAGUUUUUAAGUUUGAUUUUUUUUAAAAAAUGUUUAUUGAUCUUUUAGAUUGAUCCAAUAAACUAUAAACAAUGUAACCUAAGCUAUUUUGUUUCUUUAAUUAGUUUCCGAGCACAUUUUUAGAUUGUGGUUGAGAAAUUUUUUGUAAAUUAAAGUUAAACUAUUGUACUAA